This is a messenger RNA of Gadus chalcogrammus (walleye pollock), 836 nucleotides long. RefSeq lists its product as uncharacterized. Bases 1 to 723 code for a protein of 240 amino acids. The transcript has 5 exons. NCBI's taxonomy places the organism in Eukaryota, Metazoa, Chordata, Actinopteri, Gadiformes, Gadidae. The record is from RefSeq and is a predicted model, not a curated record.
AUGGCAGCAGAGCUGACUCAGGACCAGGUGUCGUGGACCAGGAGAGAAUUGGAAAACGUCUCCUUCAGAUGUACAGACACUGACCAGUGUGAGGUUUAUGAUACAGGAUAUUUCACUGUGGGCGUCUAUAUCUUUGGACGCGGCACCACCCUGGUUGUUACAGUCAGGUCAGUGGUGCGGCCCAAAGUGAGCGUCUACCCAGCGACGGGAGCUGAUUUAAAGGGCCGGCGCUCCCUGCUGUGUGUAGCCAGAGACAUGGUCCCUGAGGAGGUCCGGGUGUCCUGGAGGAGGAGAGGGGGGGGCGGAGGGGGGGCGGAGGGGGGGGAGCAGCUGGAGCUCAGAGGACCGACAUACGCUGCCAGCAUCCUGGUUAUUGAUCAGGGAGAAACCCUCACAGAUCAAUACAUCUGUAGAGUUGAGCAUGAGAGCGGUCUGCAGGAGGUGGAGGUCCGAGAAGGCCCCGGAAAGACAGAUGUUACCUUAGCGACGGCAGUAACUACGGACCCCCGGCGUCCAGGGAGACCCAGAGAAGGUCCUUCAGAUGAAACACACCGGGUCCCAGAGUCCCUCCAGGUGCUGUCCAGAGCCAGGCUGGCGUCUGUGCUCUACACAGUGAUGGUGGUGAAGAGUGUGCUCUGCUGCUGUGGCCUGGCUCUCCUGCUCCUCCACACCAACAAGACCAGCAGGACGCCCAGAACCAGCACCACCACAGCCCUGGACUGACGCUGCUGUCCCCCAGAACCAGCACCACCACAGCCCUGGACUGACGCUCCUGUCCCCCAGAACCAGCAGACCCACCUUGUACAACCUUAAGAGGUCAUCAUGUCAUCAUGUCA